UGGACCGAAUGGGGGGGCGAGUCCGCGCACCUGCGCACAGGCUCCGCGAGCUGCGCUCUGCGUGGGGACCGGAAAGGGCCCCUUCGGGGAGCGCGGAGCAGUGUGUCCGCGAACGUGGACGGGGGGAACACGCGCGAAUACAGAAGGCGGGUGUGGGGUCUCCACGGCCCUUUGCCACCCAGCACGCGCCAGCGGAUUCUGACCGAGUCCUUGUCACCAGAGCUCGCCUGCGCAGCCCCCUGGGAAACAGACCUGGAAUUCCUGCUGGGAGGAGGGUGGGGGGAGGGGAGCCAGCAGGGAUUCCAGAGUUCCUGCCAUAGGCCGGCCUUUUCGCCAUCGGCCUGGAUAAUUCAUGCUGUGACCUUAGCAGUGGAGGAAGUGACCCUCAAACGCGGCCCUGUGCUUCCUUGGUGAAGGGGGCACGUUCAUUUAUUAAUCCAGUAUCCAUUAAGGUAAGGCUGGCCUCUCUGCCCUCAGAGGUCUGAGCUCUGCCAUGGGGGUAGGGGUGUCUUUACUGCUGCAGUUUUCUCUGACGUCUGGGGACUACCAGAGUGUGGGCGGAAGCAGGCGCUCCAGCCGCAGGAACAUCCCCGGGAGGAGCUGGAAAAAGCCUCAUCUCCAGCUCCACAGCCUGCAGGCAGAGGAAGAACCGAUGCUGGAACGUCGCUGCAGGGGCCCCGUGGCCAUGGGCCCCGCCCAGCCGCGACUCCUUUCUGGGCCCUCCCAGGAGUCGCCCCAGACCCUGGAGAAGGAGCCCCAAGGGCUGAGGUCACAAGGCACUGCCGUGGCCCAGCCGGGCAGCCAGGCCCUAGGUCGGGCCCAUCGUUGUGCCCACUGUCGAAGGCACUUCCCGGGCUGGGUGGCCCUCUGGCUUCAUGCCCGGCGCUGCCAGGCCCGGCUGCCCCUGCCCUGUCCCGAGUGUGGCCGUCGCUUCCGCCACGCCCCUUUCUUGGCACUGCACUGCCAGGUCCAUGCCGCCGCCACCCCAGACCUGGGCUUUGCCUGCCACCUCUGCGGGCAGAGCUUCCGAGGCUGGGUGGCCCUGGUUCUGCACCUGCUGGCCCACUCGGCGGCAAAGCGGCCCAUCGCCUGUCCCGACUGCGAGAGACGCUUCUGGCGGAGAAAGCAGCUUAGGGCCCAUUUGCGGCGCUGCCACCCCCCGGCGCCCGAGGCCCGGCCCUUCAUAUGCGGCAAUUGCGGCCGCAGCUUCACCCAGUGGGACCAGCUGGUUGCUCACAAGCGGGUUCACGUGGCCGAAGCCCUGGAGGAAGCGGCGGCCAAGGCCCUCGGGCCUCGGCCUCGGGGCCGUCCUGCGGUGACCGCGCCCCGGCCCGGUGGAGACGCCGUCGACCGCCCCUUCCAGUGUACCUGCUGCGGGAAGCGCUUCCGCCACAAGCCCAACCUGAUCGCCCACCGCCGCGUGCACACAGGCGAGAGGCCCCACCAGUGCCCUGAGUGCGGGAAGCGCUUCACCAAUAAGCCCUACCUGACCUCGCACCGGCGCAUCCACACGGGCGAGAAGCCCUACCCGUGCACCGAGUGCGGCCGCCGCUUCCGCCACAAACCCAACCUGCUGUCGCACAGCAAGAUCCACAAGCGCUCCGAAGGGUCUGCCCAGGGUGCCCCCCGCUCGGGGAGCCCCCAGCUUCCCGCCGGCCCCCCGGAGCCCUCGUCAGAGCCCGCCCCGGAGCCCCCGCUGAAGCCGGCCCCGGAGCCUUUGGAGGCCCCAGGGGAGCCCCCCGGCCACCAGGCGGAGGCCCCGCCCUCUCUCUACAGCUGCGAGGACUGUGGGCGGAGCUUCCGGCUGGAGCGCUUCCUGCGGGCCCAUCAGCGGCAGCACACGGGCGAGCGGCCCUUCACCUGCGCCGAGUGCGGGAAGAACUUCGGCAAGAAGACCCACCUGGUGGCCCACUCCCGGGUCCACUCAGGCGAGCGGCCCUUUGCCUGUGAGGAGUGCGGGCGCCGCUUCUCCCAGGGGAGCCACCUGGCCGCCCACCGGCGCGACCACGCGCCGGAGCGGCCCUUCGUCUGCCCGGACUGCGGGAAAGCUUUCCGCCACAAGCCCUACCUGGCCGCACACCGGCGGAUCCACACCGGCGAGAAGCCCUACGUCUGCCCCGACUGCGGCAAAGCCUUCAGCCAGAAGUCCAACCUGGUGUCGCAUCGGCGCAUCCACACGGGCGAGCGCCCCUACGCCUGCCCCGACUGCGACCGCAGCUUCAGUCAGAAGUCCAACCUCAUCACCCACCGCAAGAGCCACAUCCGGGACGGCGCCUUCUGCUGCGCCAUCUGUGGCCAGACCUUUGACGACGAGGAGAAGCUCCUGGCCCAUCAGAAGAAGCAUGAUGUCUGAAGGGGCAGGGGCGGCGGGGGCCGAGGGAGGUCGGGCCUGGGCAUCAUUCAUACUGUGCCCUGUGCCACUGCUUGUAGGCAGGGGGGGGAGAGGAGUGAGCCUGCCCCGUUAGAGAGGGGGGUCCUCUACCCCUGCAGUCAGGGAGUCCACUUGCAGAGCAGGGACCCCGGCCUCCAGCUGGUGUUUGCUAAGGUUCAGUCCUGACUGCCCUGCGCCCUGGAAAAGUAGCAAUAGCAGCUCCACCCACCCCUUAGAGCCCUCCGGCCGGAGGGGCCACCAGUGGACAGGAAGACCUCUCUCCUCUGGUGUUAACGCCUUAAUGUCUCUGUCUGUUAUGAGUUCCUUCAGCUCGUUUUUUGGAAGUAGGUGUGGUUCAGUCCUUAGUGAAUGAGCGCCCAGGAGGAAAAGUGGACCAGAUGGAUAUACCUGGGAGAACCUGCCGGCCUCGGGCGGCACCUGGGCCUUCCAGUACUGGGAGGCGAAGCCGAGCUGCUCCAGCCUGCCUCACUACAUCCCCUCCGUCCUGCCCCUGCACAGGCACCCAGGUUUGGAGAGACCCAUCUACUGUUAGUGCUUGGCUCGCCUUCCUCCCAGAGGAUCCAGUCCCCUGCCCUGGGCAUCUCCCCACCUGUCUGACUUGCUUUACCCACCAGCCUCCCAGUGCUUAGGGCAUCCCCUGGCUGUCAGCCACCCUGCGUCAGGGCUUUUGUCUGAACACCGCAGCCUGCCUUCACUCCCUUCAGAACUCGGCAUGUAGUGGGGAGGACUGCCCCGUUGAUAACGGAGGGCCAGCUGAUGGGAAAUGGGGGUGAGUUUCCCCUUCAGCAUUUCUAGCGUCUGGAUGCCCAGCUUCUGCUUGAAUACUUAGGUGACAGGGAGUUUCCCCCCCACCCCCCCAGGCCCUGGUUCUACUGUAGGAUAAUUCUGAUUGUUAGAAAUUCUUCCUUAUAAUGAAUGAAGUCUGCUUCCCUGUAAUUUCUACUGUUGGGCCUUGUUCUCUGGAACUAAACACAACCACUUAUCCUCCUUUUCAAACUAGAGAAUAAAGAUCUGGUUUUAGAA
This is a messenger RNA of Lagenorhynchus albirostris (white-beaked dolphin), 3415 nucleotides long. RefSeq names its product replication initiator 1 (gene REPIN1). The record is from RefSeq and is a predicted model, not a curated record. Gene Ontology annotation, biological process: regulation of transcription by RNA polymerase II. Lineage: Eukaryota; Metazoa; Chordata; Mammalia; Artiodactyla; Delphinidae. The transcript has 3 exons. Gene Ontology annotation, molecular function: RNA polymerase II cis-regulatory region sequence-specific DNA binding; DNA-binding transcription factor activity. Bases 494 to 2353 code for a protein of 619 amino acids.